UCAAUAAUGAGUUGAAGAUUUUGGUUUGCGAUGUGGGUUACAUAAAAGAGCUUUUGGACUAUGCAUGAGUUGUUAUUGGACCUUAGUUUUGGGUUUGCAGGUUUAUUGGGCUAUACUUGGCUUGUAAUGAGGGUAUGUACAUUGCACGCUUGGCUUUGAGCAUAAAUAGCUUCGUGCUACCAAACUUCUUGAUAAACAUUGCACCAAAGCGACUAACUAUACAAGUCAUAUCAUCAAAGUGGUCGGUCACAUGGAGCAAGAAACGGCUGCGUCAAAGUGGGAGGGAAAACAAGCCGUCCAAGUCAACGGGGUCACGGUGGAGCAAGCCUGGUCAGUCGUUUCAGACUUCUGCAAUGUUCACGAGUGGUUCCCAACUGUUGACACGUGUCACAGAGUGGAAGGAACCGAUGGUCAGGUGGGUUUGGUCCGAUACUGCGCCUCCAACAAAAUCAAAGACGAGGAAAUCAAAUGGGCUAAAGAGCGUUUGGUCGAGAUCGAUCCAGUCGGGCGGUGUUUGAGCUACGAGGUCCUUGAAAAUAACGUGGGGUUCGGAUCUUACGUGGCGACGGUCAAAGUGGUGCCAAUGGACGGUGGAGAUGAAUCGGAUGGAAAAAUCUGUCGAAUCGAGUGGUCGUUUGUGUCCGAUCCUGUUGAUGGUUGGACGAAGGAAAACCUUGAAUCCUACGUGGGUUUUUGUCUUCAACAUAUGGCGGACAAAAUGGAAAUGAAUCUGUAAAACCUUUUCUAUGCUUUUCUUGAUAAAAAUAUGUCAAAAUCUCAUUGUGAAAUAAAGAUACAUUCGAUUUGGUGCUUUUUCUAUCAUGUAUCAUCUAUGAUUGUAUGAACUUUAUUUUUUUCCUGGA
Brassica napus (rape) is the source of this 863-nucleotide messenger RNA. RefSeq names its product lachrymatory-factor synthase. Bases 251 to 736 code for a protein of 161 amino acids. Lineage: Eukaryota; Viridiplantae; Streptophyta; Magnoliopsida; Brassicales; Brassicaceae. The record is from RefSeq and is a predicted model, not a curated record. The transcript has a single exon.